AUUUCAGAUCCACCGAUUUCGAGCUCAUGCCCCCACAGCCGAGCGCAUGCCAACCCACAUUCCACAGCACAUCUGGCAGCUUUAACCGAAGAAACGCAUAGGUUAAUCUCACUUUCGCUGGCAGACGGUUCCCGAGUUGCAUAUCAGAGGGCAGUCGACGCCUUUCAGAACUUUCGUCUAUCCCACAGUUUGAAAUCCUCGUGGCCAGCGACUUCCCAAGACGUCAUGACAUUCGUAGCUCACUUGUCCCUUAGCGGCAGAGCAGCUUCCACUAUAUCCGUACAUGUGGCAGCAAUAUCUUGCUUACACAAAAUGCAUAACUGGGACGACCCCACCCAACAUUUCCUGGUAAAAAAGAUGCAAGAAGGCUGUCGUCGCCAAGGGAAGUCACGAGAUAUCAGACGGCCAAUUACAUGGGAUAUUUUGGCGAAAAUAACAUCAAACCUAGAUUCGGCAUGCGCGUCCCUCUAUGAAUGCAUUCUUUUCAGAUCAGCGUUCCUACUGGCGUUUUUUGGUUUGUUGCGAGUGGGGGAACUUACAGUAACAGCGCGAUACGGUAAUACCUCUAAGGUGAUCGCGAUUGGGGACAUUCAAAUAGCGCAUAAUAACCCAGGGGCGUUGAUGCUGCGUAUUAGAUAUUCAAAAAACGAUCAAUACGGGUCCGCAGUCAUGCUGCGGAUAAACGGCAAUGGUAUCGAAAACAUGUGCCCUGUUCAGGCUAUGGGGAAAUAUCUUGUACGCAGACCAGCUGCCAAGGGCCCCCUCUUCUGCCACGCAAAUGGGGCGCCAUUAACACGGUACCAAUUUGGGGCGGUACUAAGAAAGGUCUUACACCACGCCGGAGUCCCCCCACUACAGUACGGGACGCACUCAUUCAGAAUAGGCGCAGCGACAACUGCGGCGUUAAACGGGCUAUCCCCCAGUAAAAUACAAACGAUGGGUAGGUGGCGCAGCGACGCUUUUAAGUUAUACAUCCGCAAAUAG
Molecule: messenger RNA, 984 nt
Organism: Patiria miniata (bat star)
Lineage: Eukaryota; Metazoa; Echinodermata; Asteroidea; Valvatida; Asterinidae
Exons: 1
Biological process (GO): DNA integration; DNA recombination
Molecular function (GO): DNA binding
Source: RefSeq, a predicted model, not a curated record